Molecule: messenger RNA, 2219 nt
Organism: Plectropomus leopardus (leopard coralgrouper)
Lineage: Eukaryota; Metazoa; Chordata; Actinopteri; Perciformes; Serranidae
Gene: cd36
Product: CD36 molecule (CD36 blood group)
Biological process (GO): lipoprotein transport; low-density lipoprotein particle clearance; receptor-mediated endocytosis
Cellular component (GO): caveola; cell surface; cytoplasm
Molecular function (GO): low-density lipoprotein particle binding; scavenger receptor activity; low-density lipoprotein particle receptor activity
Source: RefSeq, a predicted model, not a curated record
AUGGGCUGCUGUAACAGAAGGUGCGGGCUGAUAGCCGGAGCUGUGUUUGGGGCGGUGGUAGCCAUCCUGGGAGGCGUCCUUAUCCCACUGGGGAACAGCGUCAUUCAGGGGACAGUGGAGAAGGAAGCAGUCAUUGAGCCUGGAACGACAGCUUAUGACAACUGGGUGUCCACAGGGGCAAAGGUGUACAGGCAGUUCUGGUUCUUUGACGUGCAGAACGCUCAGGAGGUUUUGCAGAAAGGAGCAAAUCCGGUGGUUGUGGAAAAAGGACCCUACACUUACAGGACAAGAUAUUUACCCAAAGACAACGUCACGUUCAACUCCAAUCACACCGUCUCCUUCCUGCUGCCCAUGGGCGCCAUCUUUGAGCCGGCCAUGUCAGUGGGACCAGAAGAUGACAAAGUCACCUCUCUCAACCUGGCUGUGGCUGGAGCUUAUUCGCUUCUUCCAGAAGUGCUUCAUAGUGUGCUGGAGGCUAUGAUAAAGGCGAGCAAAUCCUCCUUGUUCCAGCAACGUACAGUCAGCGAAAUGCUGUGGGGUUACACAGACCCCAUGUUGAAAGGAACUGUGGGCCUGUUUGCACCUUACAAUGGUACCUAUGACGGCUACUACAAUGUGUACACUGGGGCGGACGACAUCUCAAAAGUGGGAAUAAUUGACAGAUGGCGAGGAGAGAGGAGCUUAAGUUUCUGGGAAAACAAGUACUGUGACAUGAUCAACGGGACAGAUGCGUCCUCAUUUCCUCCCUUUGUGGACAAAAAGAAGCCUAUCUAUUUCUUCUCAUCCGACAUCUGCAGGUCUGUGUCAGCUAGCUUUGAGGAGAGCCUGAAUCUGAAAGGGAUUGAAGUGUACCGCUACGCCCUCCAGCCGAACACCCUGGCCUCCCCGACAGUUAACCCCGAUAACAAAUGCUUCUGCAGAAACCUAAAGACAACCAAGAACUGCACCAUGGCUGGAGUCCUGGACAUCAGCUCCUGUCAAGACGGAAAGCCGAUCUACAUCUCUCUGCCUCACUUCCUCCAUGGCAGUCAAUCCCUACGAGAGGACGUGUUGGGCCUCAAUCCCAGCGAGGAGCACCAUGCCACCUACCUGGAUGUGGAACCUACAACCGGGUUCACCUUGAGGUUUGCAAAGAGAAUUCAAGUGAAUAUGAUGUAUGGACCAUCAAAGGUCAUCACGGUGCUUAAGAAAGUCAAGGAUUAUACCAUAUUCCCCCUUGUUUGGCUGAACGAGACGGCUAUGCUGGAUGACGAAACGGCCGACAGGUUCAAGAAGGAGCUCGUCUCCCGUAUCCAGAUGUUGGAGAUAAUACAGAAUGUGCUGCUGGGCACGGGCCUGAGCAUCUUCGCCCUGUGUCUCAUCGGCUACUGCGUGGUGCGGGGGAGAAAUAACCAAAGCAAGCUGGUGUGAAUGAAUCGCGCAGAAGUGUCUGGUGUGUGUGAGUCGCAGAGCACAAUGCAUUAAGCUGCUACAGGACAUCAGACCUUUUGAUAUAGACUUGCACUUUUUUGUAAUUUCAGUGUUAUUUAUAAUGUCGUACUUCCUUUGAUACCAGGGGGGGAAUACUGUGAUUUUUUCGCAAAGCUCAGGAGCUUUGCUAUAAGUAUUAUUUCAAUUGCAAACACUGUAACGUAAACUCAAUCAGGGAUCUUUAGACGGAGAGCGGAUGGAGACUCCACUUAACCGUCAGGUUAUUAAUCCGCACUGAGGACAGAUGGGUCUGUUUGACGUCCUAUUAAAGAAAUGUACUAAUCUUUCGCAAAUGUUCGUAUCCUUUGCUGAACUAGUUUCUUGGAAAUGAAUAAAAGCUGAAAAGAAGUUUCUCAUUGGGUGUUCUUUUAAAUUUUUCCUACAGUCUAUCAAAAUUGGUAUCCCUUCGGCCCAAAAUUCAGCGGAGACUGUCCAGCUGCUGAAACAAACCUCCACAUUGUGCAAAAAUUACAUGGCUUCCUCUUUACCUUGAGUGGUCCAUAAAUCAAAAUGAGUAAUAAAAAUGAGUUAGGGGACGAUUAUACGGCGGUUUUGAAUGGUACUUGGGUUUGUUUGGUGAGAAAGCAGUAUUUCUGCCCCGCAGGAGGCCUCUCUUCAGUUUUAUGGGUUUUAAAUGACCCUUUGCAGCCUCCUGGGGGUCUUUGAUUCAACUGUUGGGUCUGAGUUUUACAUGUCGCAACUAUAAUGGAGUGUUUCAUUUAGAAUUAGACGCCUCCUCCGUGAUUUGG